AUAUGCAAGUGCGAGGAUGAGAUGGUAAGAGGCAGACAAAAAGUGACAGAGGGAGUAACUGAGACAGACAGGAAGUCUUUCAGCAGUAGUUAGCCACCUCACACACAGCGUUCAGUGACAGCAGUGAAGUGUGUUAGAGGUGGAGGAGCCGGUAGACUGCUUUAACUUAGUAGAUACCUGAUGGCGUCUGGCAGAGCGGACGAACAGCCACCAGCUCUACCUGUCAAACAGCACAGACGUUUCAGUGCUGAGUCUGACUGCACUUUGCUCAGCCCUGUUGGACUCCAGCAUCAAAACUAUGCAUACAAUGAUGUCUUCCCUGAACCUACCGACUGUCAUGCAGCCCAGUGCCCCAUACACCAGCGCUACGAUCCCUCCAGACACCAGCUGAGAUUUUUCUCCGAUGACAUCCCGCCGCCUGUCCCGAAGAAGAGGUUAGCUCGGACCCUCUCCCACCCCGGCAUAAAUGUGCCUUCACCGUCACCUCUGUCUCCCUUCUUACCUCUGCAAAGACAACCUCAAAACUUUGACAACCCCCUGUACAUGAUGGCACCCAUACCUGCCACUUAUUUCCACGAGGAGACGGAAGAGAUUGAAGCACCCAGAAAGAGUCCUGUCCCCUCACUGUCCAUCUCCCAGCUGUCUUUUGACACUCCAGACGAACACCUGCCCUUUCUCUUCAGCGGCUUCACCGACCAGAGGGUUGUUUCUCAGGGGAUUCAGCACCGCCAGCUACUCUUUCUCAGAAGCAUGGCACAGAGCGUGGAGGCCGGGAGCCUGCUGCAGGGAGAGGCCUCAGGCAGGGACGUCAGCUCAUACCAGCCUCAAGAUUUCCUGCUGUGUGAGUGCAGCACACCAAAGCAGGUUGGAGUCACAAUUUACUACAGCCUGCAGAGCCCCAAGUUCCCAGGGAGACUGCUCGGUUUGAGGGUACACAAACAGACUGAAGCCUCAACUUGCACCAAACAUCAUCCAUCGCAUGUCAACGUGCAAGAUGUUAUUGCCUCUUUUCAACCCAGUAAAAACAACGCUGUCACUUUGCAAACUGAGGAUCCCAGAGCAGCCUCUUCUGCUAAACCACCAGGUGGAAGUAGCACAGAGUCCAUGAAUGCAAGAGUCCCUACAGUUCAGGUUUUCCUACAGAAAGGUCAUACUGUGAGCGUUGAGAGAGACCUGCCACAAGCCACUCUAAAGGACUUUGUUCAGCUGCAGAGCUCCGAGUGUUUAGAUUAUGACAGACAGGUUUGUGUUCUGCUGCUGCAGAUUUUAAUGGGCUCACACCAUCUGUACCACAACAGUGCUGCAGCAGCUGAGCUCAGGCCCCAGGAGAUCCUCCUGGUGUGGCCCAGCAGGCAGAAGGACAAGAGGGAGAAAAGGGAAAUGGAGUGGGAAAUGAUGGAAGAACCAUGUAGGAUCCAGAUGUCAUGGAGGACACAUGGUUCUCCUCGUGUGGUGCUGAGGCCACAGUCUUCUGCUCUUUCUCUACCUCAACCCCUUACUGCCAUUAAACUCCAGAUUGCAGCGUUAAUUCCGUUCUGCCUGCACCCACAAGAGAGCCAAGCAUCUGUGGGUUCAGCUCUGUCCUCAUAUCGAGUGGGUCUUAAUCACGUGUCCUCUCUGCUGCAGAGCAACAGCGGGCCCCAGAUGUUAGACAUAGCGGCCAUGCUUCAGGUGCUCCUCUGGGGGCCACGUGUCCCCCUCUUCAGUCACCGAGGCUCCACAACCACCGCGAUGCACAACUGGCUGACCAUCAAACGAGCCCUGCUGGUGAUGAAGUUGGCAGAAAGAGGACUGAUCCAGGAUCAGUCUGCUCUGGACUGGGAGGUCUGCUUGUGUCUGCAGUAUCUGUCAUUUACAGACUCUGAAACAAUCGAAAGUGUGACCAGUCAGUUGUGGAACUCUGAACACUGACGGAAACUUACAGUCAACAUGUAAGUAGCUGCUAUGAAUGAAACUGUUCCUUUGAUAAUGUAAACUUUUAAUCUACGCUAAAAAAAUAUUUCCAUCCUUUUCUGUAGCCCUAGCUUCACAUUCCUUUUUACAAUGUGAAAUCUGUUUGAUGAAAUGCAUCUCUGGUCAACAAUUAAUUUCUCAAUCAGCUUCUUGCUACAAGUGAUCAAACUGUAAAACUGUUUUCUGAGUUUCAUUAAAUGUUCUGUACAUCCAUCUUUUUGUGCACCUCUCACUGGUUUGCAGAGUGAUGUCUUUUUAUGCACCAAUCAAGAUUUCCAGAAAACUGCUUAAAAAUAAUAAUAAACAUUCUUCUGAAAACUCA
This is a messenger RNA of Amphiprion ocellaris (clown anemonefish), 2275 nucleotides long. It is a transcript of the gene peak3, whose product is annotated as PEAK family member 3. The transcript has 4 exons. Gene Ontology annotation, biological process: protein phosphorylation. Bases 181 to 1911 code for a protein of 576 amino acids. Gene Ontology annotation, molecular function: protein kinase activity. The record is from RefSeq and is a predicted model, not a curated record. Lineage: Eukaryota; Metazoa; Chordata; Actinopteri; Pomacentridae.